UAUGGGCACCCGCGGGGCGCUUGUUCAUGUGAGAACCCUCACCUCCUUCACACAACUCCAUCCCAUCCACUGUUUCUUUACUCUCACAGGCCCCACUCUACAUCAUCAAAUCACUCCUUGGAAAAUGGUUCUUCCCUCUCAGAUUCCCUUUUGGUCGAGAAGCUCCUGUUGGGUUUGACGAGUAAUCUUACUUGUCUGCGCAACUCUCUGUUUCAGUUAAACUCACUUCUUGUUGUUGAACUUGUUCAUCGUUGCCAAGACAAUUUGCAACUGGGUGUUAAACUAGUUAACUUGAUUAUGUCAAACUGUCCCAAUUUGAAGCAUACGUCACUGUCUUUGAGUGCAAUGAUUCACAUUUUGGUCAGGGCCCGAAGGGUCUCGGAUGCUCAGGGUUUGAUGCUUAGAAUGGUUAGGAAGAGUGGCGUCUCCCGUGUCGAAAUAGUUGAGUCGUUGGUUGAAAUCUGCGGCAGUUGCUGCUUGGUUUUUGACUUGUUGGUUAGGAGUUAUGUGCAAGCUAGGAAGUUGAGAGAAGGCUUCGAGGGGUUUAAGGCACUUAGAAGCAAGAGAUUAUGUGUUUCGAUAAAUGCUGCUAAUAGUCUCCUUGGUGGGCUUGUGAAGGUUGCCGUUGGGUGGGUGGAUUUGGCAUGGGAGGUAUAUGGAGAAAUUGUUAGCGGCGGGGUUCAGGUGAAUGUGUAUGCACUAAACAUCAUGGUUAAUGCCUUGUGUAAAGAUGGGAAAAUCGAUAGGGUUAAGCCGUUCAUAUCUGACAUGGCUGAGAAGGGAAUUUCUACAGAGAUUGUGACAUAUAAUACUCUAAUCAAUGCCUAUUGUCAUGAAGGGCUUGUUGAUGAAGCAUUCGAGUUAAAGAACUCUAUGGCUUCUAAGGGUUUCAGACCUGAACUUUUCACAUACAAUGCUAUCGUGAAUGGGUUAUGUAGGGUAGGAAACUAUCCAAGAGCCAAGGAAGUUUUAUAUGAGAUGUUGCAGAAUGGAAUAAGUCCUGAUACUACUACGUUUAAUACACUGCUGGUUGAGAGUUGUAGAAAAGAUAAUAUUUCAGAGGCCGAAGAAAUGUUUUGUGAAAUAUCUUGCAGAGGUGUUGUUCCUGAUUUACUCAGCUUCAGUUCAAUAAUUGGGGUGCUUUCCAGGAAUGGAUACAGUGACUGUGCGCUCUUAAAUUUUCAAGAUAUGAAAACUGCAGGCUUGGUGCCAGAUAAUGUGAUCUAUACUAUCCUUAUAGAUGGAUAUUGUAGACACAGUAAGGUAUUAGAGGCGUUGAAGUUGCGGGAUGAAAUGCUUGAAAAAGGCUGCAUGGUGGAUGUUGUUACCUUCAAUACUAUCUUAAAUGGACUUUGUAGGGAAAAGAUGCUUUGUGAUGCGGAGAAACUCUUCAAUGAGAUGGUGGAAAGGGGUGUCUUUCCAGAUUUCUAUACUUUUACAACACUUAUUCAUGGUUAUUGUAAAAACGGGAAUAUGAGUAAAUCUUUAAGUUUGGUCGAGGCAAUGACUACUAGAAAUAUCAAGCCUGACAUUGUCACAUACAACACAGUGAUUGAUGGGUUCUGCAAAGUAGGUGACAUGGAUAAAGCUAAGGAGCUAUGGAGUGACAUGGUUUCGAGAAGAAUACUCCCUACUUACAUUUCAUAUAGCAUUCUCAUCAAUGGAUUCUGCAGCAUGGGACUUGUUGAUGAGGCGCUUCGUUCGUGGGACCAGAUGAUUGAAGAAGGUAUCAAACCCAGUAUAGUGACUUGUAACAUUCUCAUAAAGGGCUAAAGCCGCUUUGGUGACACAGAAAAGGCAUAUGAUUUCUUCAUCAAAAUGAUUUCAAAAGGAAUUGUUCCUGAUAGUAUUACUUACAACACUCUGAUCAAUGGAUAUGUAAAAGAAGACAAUCUGGAUAAAGCCUUUUUAUCAGUUAAGGAGAUGGAGAAGCAAGGACUACUACCAGAUGUGAUUACAUACAAUGUCAUUCUAUAUGGAUUUUGUAGACAGGGUAGACUGCAUGAAGCUGAAUUAGUUUUGCGAAAGAUGAUUGAGAGAGGUGUAAAUCCUGAUAGAUCCACUUAUAGGUCAUUGAUUAAUGGACAUGUGACCCAGGACAAUCUGAAAGAGGCGUUCCGCUACCAUGAUGAAAUGCUGCAGAGGGGAUUUAUUCUGGAUGAUGAAUUUUAGCUGUUAGCUUUUCUCUUGUAGCUCAAGGGUACACUAGAUGUUGAGAAUACUCGCUAUGAUAGCCACAAUCCUGAAUUCAGGACACUUGACCUUCAGCUUAUCGCCAGGUAUGGAUAAAUGACAAUUAAAAUCUUUUCAUUCAUGAUUUCUACUCCCUCAUAAAUUUGGUUGGAUAUUUAUAUGUAUCAAAUUGAAAUCUUAAUUACUACAAAUUUUGCAAUUGACAGUAGAGAAGGUGAUGUUAUGGAUAAAUAUAGGU
Messenger RNA from Argentina anserina (silverweed cinquefoil), 2431 nucleotides. RefSeq names its product pentatricopeptide repeat-containing protein At5g01110-like. NCBI's taxonomy places the organism in Eukaryota, Viridiplantae, Streptophyta, Magnoliopsida, Rosales, Rosaceae. Gene Ontology annotation, molecular function: protein binding. The record is from RefSeq and is a predicted model, not a curated record.